Molecule: messenger RNA, 497 nt
Organism: Conger conger (European conger)
Lineage: Eukaryota; Metazoa; Chordata; Actinopteri; Anguilliformes; Congridae
Product: forkhead box protein I3-B-like
Exons: 1
Biological process (GO): anatomical structure morphogenesis; cell differentiation; regulation of transcription by RNA polymerase II
Molecular function (GO): DNA-binding transcription factor activity, RNA polymerase II-specific; RNA polymerase II cis-regulatory region sequence-specific DNA binding
Source: RefSeq, a predicted model, not a curated record
GUAAAGGAAACUACUGGACCCUGGAUCCCAACUGCGAAAAGAUGUUUGACAACGGAAACUUCCGGCGCAAGAGGAAGAGGAAGUCGGACUCCCUGCCCGGCGAGGGGGGGUCUGGGGGGGCGCUGGGCUCCGAGUCGGGGGAGGGGAGCGGGGCGGGGAGCCCCAAAAACUCCACCUCUGCGUCGAUCGACGCCUCGGGCACCCCGGAGAGAGGCCCCUCCCCCGCCAUGCCAGGCCCCGCCCCCUGCUUGAGCAGCUUCCUGGCAGAGAUGUCGGGGGUCAGCGGGGCCCCUGCAGGACCCACGUUCGGGUCCUACUCCCCGCCCCCCUCAGAGUGGGCCCCCCCGCCCCUGCCCCCGCCCCCGGCCCUGUCCCCCUCCCCAUCCCACUCGUCUCUGGGGUACAGCGGCUCAGUCCUCAGCCAGUACAGCAGCCACUUCUACCCAGGCCUGGGUUCCAGCGCUCUGCUCUACCCCCGAGAGGGGACUGAGGUCUGA